AUGGCUCUGCCGGCGGCCGACGCGCCGGUGUCCCCUUGCCGGGGCGGCCCCGCCGACUCCGCGACGUCGUCGUCGUCGUCCGCGGCGGGGACCGGGCUGUGGGCCGCGCUCUACGACUACGAGGCGCGCGGCGAGGACGAGUUGAGCCUGCGGCGCGGCCAGCUGGUGGCGGUGCUGUCGCAGGACGCCGCCGUGUCGGGCGACGAGGGCUGGUGGGCCGGCCAGGUGCAGCGGCGCCUGGGCAUCUUCCCCGCCAACUACGUGGCGCCGUGUGCCCCGCCGUGUCGCCCGCCGUCCCCGCCGUCCCCGCCGCCGCCGCGCCCCGGCUCGCCCGUGCACGUCGCCUUCGAGCGGCUGCAGCUCCAGGAGCUCAUCGGCGCCGGCGGCUUUGGGCAGGUGUUCCGGGCCACCUGGCGGGGCCAGGAGGUGGCGGUGAAGGCGGCGCGCCGGGACCCGGAGCAGGACGCGGCGGCGGCGGCCGAGAGCGUGCGGCGGGAGGCCCGGCUCUUCGCCAUGCUGCGCCACCCCAACAUCAUCGAGCUGCGCGCCGUGUGCCUGCGGCCGCCGCACCUGUGCCUGGUGCUGGAGUUCGCGCGCGGCGGGGCGCUCAACCGCGCGCUGGCCCCGGGUCCCCGCCGCGCGCGCCGCAUCCCCCCGCACGUGCUGGUGGACUGGGCCGUGCAGAUCGCGCGCGGCAUGCUCUACCUGCACCAGGAGGCCGUGGUGCCCAUCCUGCACCGGGACCUCAAGUCCAGCAACAUUUUGCUCCUUGAGAAGAUAGAGCAUGAUGAUGUCUUCAAUAAGACGUUGAAGAUCACCGAUUUCGGGCUGGCCAGGGAGUGGCACAGGACCACCAAGAUGAGCGUGGCGGGCACCUAUGCCUGGAUGGCCCCAGAAGUGAUCAAGUCCUCCCUGUUUUCUAAGGGAAGCGAUGUCUGGAGCUACGGAGUGCUGCUGUGGGAGCUGCUCACGGGAGAAGUCCCCUAUCGCGGCAUUGAUGGCCUUGCUGUGGCUUACGGGGUAGCGGUCAAUAAGCUCACUCUGCCCAUUCCGUCCACCUGCCCGGAGCCAUUUGCCAGGCUCAUGAGAGAAUGCUGGGAACAAGACCCUCACAUCCGCCCGUCAUUUGCCUUAAUUCUGGAACAGCUGACGGCUAUUGAAGGGGCCGUGAUGGCUGAAAUGCCACAAGAAUCUUUUCAUUCCAUGCAAGACGACUGGAAGCUGGAAAUUCAGCAAAUGUUUAAUGAGUUGAGGACAAAGGAGAAGGAGCUGCGGUCCCGGGAGGAGGAGCUGAGCAGGGCGGCCCUGCAGCAGAAGUCUCAGGAGGAGGUGCUGAAGCGGCGGGAGCAGCAGCUGGCCGAGCGCGAGAUCGACGUGCUGGAGCGCGAGCUCAAUAUUCUCAUCUCCCAGCUGAACCAGGAGAAGCCCAGGGUGAAAAGGAGGAAGGGCAAGUUUAAGAGAAGCCGUCUGAAGCUCAAAGAUGGGCAUCGAAUCAGUUUACCUUCAGAUUUCCAGCACAAGAUAACCGUGCAGGCCUCCCCCAACUUGGACAGAAGGAGGAGUCUGAACAGCAGCAGUCCCAGCCCGCCCAGCAGCCCCCCAGUGAUCCCCCGGCUCCGAGCUAUCCAGUUGACUUCAGAUGAAAGCAGUAAAACUUGGGGCAGGCUCACGGUCUCUCGACAAGAGGAAUUUGAGGAUGUAAAAAGGAACUUCAAGAAAAAAGGCUGUACUUGGGGACCAAAUUCCAUCCAAAUGAAAGAAAGAACUGAUUGCAAAGAAAGGAUAAGACCUCUCUCAGAUGGCAACAGUCCUUGGUCAACUCUCUUAAUAAAAAGUCAGAAAACCAUGCCUUUGGCUUCAUUAUUUGUGGACCAGCAAGGGGCUUGUGAGGAGCCAGAACUUCUCCCCGACGGAUCAGAACACAGAAAGCCAAAGCAGUUAGAAUUGCCCGGUCAGGCCUGCUCAGAUCUACCUCUUUGGAAAGACAGUCCGAGAGAGAAUGCACUGGAAGCUGGAAGCUGGCAGGAGGAAGCCCCUGCAAACUGUGUCAUGGACUCUCCCCAGGUGGCUCCUGCUGAGAGCCUGAGCAGACCCCCCCAGAGAAAGAGAACGGAGGUGGCUUUGCUCGGGUGCACCGCACUGCUGGCCUCGGUGGCCCUGGGCCUGGAUAUCCGGGAGCUGCAUAAAGCACAGGCUGUUGAAGAUCGGCUGCCCAAGGAGGAGAAGAGGAAAUGGGAGGGAAUCUUCCCGAGGGCUUCCAGGUGCCGCACAAGUGCCAGUCCUACCGCACAGCCACCAGCUCCAGGUGGGGAGCCCUGCGGUCCCCCAUCACCACCACUGCCAGGUGCGGGGAGCCUUUUCUCUGUGCCUUCUCUCUCCACCAAGUGCCUGCUGCAGUCGGAUGGGGAGGAUGCCUUCAUGGGCAGCACACCUGUCACCUGGGACCCCAGGGUGCCCACUCCAGAUGUCUGUGCUGACGUCCCAGGAAGUAGUCGUGCGCCAGCCCUCUUGCCAAGACUCGAGACCGAUGGCGGUGUGUUGAAAAGCCCAUCUCCUUCCUUCCCAGAGCAGUCACCUGGGAAUGUGCCUUACGCUGCUUCAAAAGAUAGAGCAUCGCACCACGGACGGACCAUGUCUGAGGGGAAUCCUUUUCAGAACCCAACUGGUGCGGAUAUUAUCCUGGCUCCCGGAGUCUGUGACUGGCCACCCCACUCCUCCCCUAGUGCUCACAGUAACCUGCCAGGUGAGGUCUCACCUGAGAAACACAGAGCUGCCAGUACGGUGCCUCGGCCACGCCCACGCCCUGCCUCCCUGAGAACCCGAUCGGAUCCACCGCAGACUCUCACACAGACAGUGGCACCUCUGCCUGCACAGGCUGACCAUGUACUGGGCCAUCCAGGACUAAGCCAUGCCCGUUUGCUCAGUGCCAAGGAGAGAACUAAAUGCCACAUGCCUUCGUUACUGGACGCUGACGUGGAGGGUCAGAGCAGGGACUGUACUGUACCCCUGUGCAGAAUGAAGAACCAGACGAGCCGACCGUCAAUUUAUGAACUGGAGAAAGAAUUUCUGUCUUAA
This is a messenger RNA of Cynocephalus volans (Philippine flying lemur), 3075 nucleotides long. It is a transcript of the gene MAP3K21, whose product is annotated as mitogen-activated protein kinase kinase kinase 21. Gene Ontology annotation, molecular function: MAP kinase kinase kinase activity; ATP binding; protein binding. Gene Ontology annotation, cellular component: cytoplasm. Bases 1 to 3075 code for a protein of 1024 amino acids. The transcript has 10 exons. Lineage: Eukaryota; Metazoa; Chordata; Mammalia; Dermoptera; Cynocephalidae. Gene Ontology annotation, biological process: protein phosphorylation; signal transduction. The record is from RefSeq and is a predicted model, not a curated record.